Molecule: messenger RNA, 938 nt
Organism: Mytilus trossulus (common blue mussel)
Lineage: Eukaryota; Metazoa; Mollusca; Bivalvia; Mytilida; Mytilidae
Product: protein mono-ADP-ribosyltransferase PARP12-like
Exons: 2
Coding region: 401-814 (137 amino acids)
Cellular component (GO): nucleus
Molecular function (GO): NAD+-protein mono-ADP-ribosyltransferase activity; NAD+ poly-ADP-ribosyltransferase activity
Source: RefSeq, a predicted model, not a curated record
UGCAUGUGCAGCUCCAGCGUCACAAAUAAUACCAGGACGAGGAACAAGAGCCUACCUUGCUCAUAGAUAUCAAGAAGAACCAAGACCACCACCAUAUUGGACACACUUCAAGAGUAAUCAAACUAUAAAGGACUGGAAUACUUCACAAAAAGGCAGUCACUGCAAAGUAACCAGUGUUGAUACAAAAACAUACCAAUCGAUUGCAAAGGCUUUCAAGAGUACAGGAGGAUCAACCAUAGUGAAAAUAGAAAGAAUCGAGAAUAUAUUACUAUACGAGAAGUAUAUUCAGGAGUGUCAAAGAACAUUUCGUAAGGCGUAUGUUACUCAACUUUGUACUCCCCUCAAAAAUGUGAAGAAAUCAUCAGGCCCUGGACUCACAGUCAAAUACCUAGAUCAAGAAAUGACUAAACACUUACACGAGGAAAUCAAUGAGUUGUAUUUGUUUCACGGGACUAAAGUAAAUGCAGUUGAUGUUAUAAUACAACAGGGUCUAGACAGUCGGCUGGCGUCAUCGGGACUGUUAGGUACAGGAGUGUACACUGCCGAAACGGCAUCCAAAUCUGCAGGCUAUACAGAUCAAAAUAAAAAUGGAGAAAGUAAGAUGUUUCUGAUGAGAGUUUGUUUAGGAGAUAUUUUCAUUACAACUCAGAUGACGAAGUUCAGACGGCCACCAUGUAUGAAGUGCUACGAUGAAACUUGUAUAAAACAUCCAGAACUAUUUGAUUCAGUGGUUGCAGAAUUUGGUAGUAGAAGAGAAUUUGUAGUUUACGAUAGAGUCAAAUGUUAUCCUGAAUAUAUUAUAACAUACAAAUGAUCAAAUAUCAUUUAAUACAUUUUGUAAAAAUAUUGAUGCCUUUUUUUUUUACAAUUUUUGAUAAUACUAUGAAGAACACAUUAUAUGUUUGUAUCUAUAUUUGAGUCAAAAUGUUUUCUCUUGU